ACGUUUAGACAUGUUAUUGAAAAAUUUCUCCGUUAUUGUUUAGCAUUAACUUUUACUUAUAAUAUAUAAAAAUUUUUACAAAAUGUUUUUUUUAAGAUUGUAUUCAAUUUGUGUAUUUUUUAUAGAUUUAUUAAAUUUUUCAAUAUCAGCAUUUUUUGAAACAAUAUCAUUUUUCAUUCAUAUAUUUAUACCUUCACGUAAGAAAUCUAUUAAAAAUGAAAUUAUACUAAUAGUUGGUGCUAGCAGAGGUAUUGGAAGAGCAUUAGCACAACUUACUGCCAAAUUAGGUGCUACAGUGGUGUGCCUUGAUAUAAAUAUUAAAGACAAUAAAUCGCUAGUUGAAGAAAUACGAAAUUUUGGCGGGAUUGCAUAUGAAUAUACUUGUGAUGUUACAUCUCAAGAAAAUGUUUCAAAUACAAUUGCAAAUAUCAAAAAAGAAUUAAAUACCAAUAUCACAAUGAUGUUUCAUUGCUGUGGUAUACCGAGCAUUAGAAAAUAUUCUACUCAACCACCUCCACUAAGGUCAACAAUGGAUUUGAGUAUAUUAUCACAUUUCUGGCUUUUAGAUGAAGUCUUACCAGAAAUGAAACAAAAUAAGCAUGGUCAUAUAAUAUUUUUAACAUCAGUUGCUGGAAUUAGUGGUAUUGAACGGCAGAUACCCUUAUAUGUUGCACAAUUUGCUGUAAAAGGCUUAUUUGAAUCACUCUUAGAUGAAUUAGCUAAAGAGAAAUUGAAUAAAAAUGUUCUAGUAACAUUAGCUCAUAUAUAUCCUUUUGUUGUUAAUAAAAAGGAUAAUCAUCAUGGUUUUUGGUCAAAUAUUCCAAAUUGGUUUGGGCAAAUUGAUACAGAAGAAGCAGCUAAAUUAGUAUUAGAAGAUGUUUUAAAAAAUCAUAUUGAAAUUAGUAUACCAAAAUAUGUUUUAUGGUUAUCACAUAUUGUAAAAUUACUACCCAGACGUAUUAUAUUAAUAUUUAGAGAAUUUUUAGAUACUGGUGUAGAUUUAGGUUAAAUAAAAACUAAAAAAAAUUAUUUAAUAAACUAUUAUGU
Molecule: messenger RNA, 1047 nt
Organism: Condylostylus longicornis
Lineage: Eukaryota; Metazoa; Arthropoda; Insecta; Diptera; Dolichopodidae
Product: 17-beta-hydroxysteroid dehydrogenase 13-like
Exons: 3
Coding region: 83-1009 (308 amino acids)
Cellular component (GO): lipid droplet
Molecular function (GO): oxidoreductase activity, acting on the CH-OH group of donors, NAD or NADP as acceptor
Source: RefSeq, a predicted model, not a curated record